Cyclocybe aegerita is the source of this 516-nucleotide messenger RNA. The record is from the annotation of a GenBank genome assembly. Lineage: Eukaryota; Fungi; Basidiomycota; Agaricomycetes; Agaricales; Hemipholiotaceae.
AUGGCCAUGCAAAUCGUCAAAGAACUUGAUAAGUGGUCAGGGGCAAGCAGCGGUGAACGUCAAUGGGCACUCAUGUCCUAUCUCAAAGGAUUCAACACAGAGCCAGCUAGAGGCACAGAUGAGCCUGGACAGUCUCAGAGUGACCCCAAGGCUGCAGGGAAAAGGCAUUGCAAGGAAGUUGAGGACCUCAUCGAGCAGCUUUCCAAAGGAGGGAACAAAGCCAAGUCUGAUGGAGAGGAUGAACAUCUGACCCAAGGAUUGCCUGAUGGAAUCCCUCUAUCCCAGUGGGACCAAAUCCUGCGAGGAGAGUCUGUCAACUUCAACCAAUUCUUUGCCUCAAAACACUUCCCUGAUGGCAAACAGCAAGUUAGGAAUGGCUCAGACUGGUCCGCUGCAUUCAGAAAGGCCAAACGAGCUAUCACUUUCCUCUUUCCCCACUGGCAGGAAGAGCUUGACAAGUACAAGGAACAUAUUGAGGAUCUUUUUGCCACCAAACAGGAUAGCGCCCAUGGAUGA